AUGUCGUCCCCCUGGAAAAAGCAACCCGAGGAAGUCGUCGACUCCGUCCUAAAACGGGCCGAAGUGAGCAAGAUUGCUCGCCGUCUGCAAAAUCGUCUCGCUCUCGCCCAGUUCAAGACCAAGCAUGGCUGGGAAGAUUUGACACUCGACUCCAUCGAGCCCAAAAUGGAGCAAGAAAUUCGUCGCAGAAAGCUCUACGACGGCGAUGUCCUUUCCGACUCCUCCUCCAGCACCUCCGACCUCCCAUAUCCGAACAAAGCACUCAUGAGCUCGCCUCUCAAAGCACCCAUCUUUUCCGACGCCAUUGGUUCCAGCAAUGGAAGCUCGGGCCACCGAAAGCGCACAUACAUCGCCUCCUUUGACAAUGUCUCGUCUAGCCCCAGCAAACGCUUCCGUACCUCGCCUACGCUUCACAAGUCUUUCCAGAGCUACAGCUCCUGGAAAGACACCCACCAGCUGACACAAUCGUCACCCAUCAAGCCCCGCCGCCAGCAGCACUUUACCACGUCCGCCGGCCCUGAUGUAUCCUUUUUCCGCCAGCGCCGCCUGCCCAAUGAGCUUACUUCGCCCAAUUUUGCUGCCCCUUCCGACGACGAUGAGGACCUCUUGCCCGCACAUUCGUUCAAUCUCAGCACUUUGAGGUCGUCGCCGCCGCGCACCCCGCCUAUGCAGACGCGUUCUCUCAACAAGCGCAAAGGAAAUGGCAGCCCUGUGGCUAGCGGCAAGACUGGCGAAGAGGGCGCCGACCUGCUUCUCUACCUCGCCGCUUCUCCUUCUCCAGCCGUCAAGGCCAACCGCGGACGCAUGGAGCGCUUGACUACCCCGCCCCCCAAGAACAGCAAGCUUGAUUUGCCAUCGUCCAUGAUGAUGACACCUGGCGGCGGCAACCUCUUCCCCAAUACACCCGGUCAAGGUUUCGACUUUGCCGAUUUCGUCAACAUUACGCCCAGCCCGGCGCAGAAGCAAUGGAGAACCCCUGGCCCCACGAGCACGACCCGCACGCCAAUGAGCAUUGCCAGGAGGCGGCUAACGUUUGAUGACCCCAUUGCCUGA
This is a messenger RNA of Beauveria bassiana ARSEF 2860, 1053 nucleotides long. RefSeq lists its product as uncharacterized. The transcript is spliced from 2 exons. The coding region runs from base 1 to 1053 and encodes 350 amino acids. The record is from RefSeq and is a predicted model, not a curated record. Lineage: Eukaryota; Fungi; Ascomycota; Sordariomycetes; Hypocreales; Cordycipitaceae.